UAAGUGACACCGGACAUGAAUCUCUUUCACUUGGAAGGGAGAGCUUGUGACAGAGAGUAACAAUAAUCUUUGGUAUACGAUUUAGUACUGCUAUAUUACGUGAGGAACAAAAUACCAGAAUUCGCUUUUUUGGAAAAAGGAGAAUAUUAUACUGCUACUGUGAGCAGGAGGGCGGCUAGUAUGCUUGAUAAAUAUAUUUUUUAUACACUCGAAUUUAGCAAGAUAACGAACUUGUUAGCGAAAUGAUAUGCGCUUCAGCACACACAAUGUAGCAAGCUGUUUCAUAUACCUAGCCUAUAUUUGGACAAAAUGACAAAAUUACAGAUUUUAAACGCCUUUAUGACCGAACGUUUAAUGGUGGCUGUUCAGGAGAUUCUGGAGGUGAUCGGAAACACGAUGUCUGAGUACCAACAGGAAACUACCCGUAUAAAGAGAGAGAAUGAGAGUCUGAAAUGGAAACUCCGUGAAGUCGGACUUGAAGCUGAAACUACUUGGGAAACUGAUGCACAGCUUGCUGCUCUUCCUGUUAUGAGAGGAAGGUCUCUCAUAGAGCGGCAGCACUGUGAACAGGAGUGGAGCUCCAGUCUCAGGCAGGACACAGAGCUCACACUCACUGAAGAGAAAGAGGAGAUCACAGAGGGGCACAGAAUCAGACAGAGAGAAGAGGAGCCAGUGUGUAGCCGGAUAACAAAGUCUCGAGAUUGCUCGGAAUCUUGUACACCAGAACUAAACACAGAAGCUCAUGAAAGUGCAACAUACACAGAAGCUCAUGAAAGUGCAACAUACACAGCUCCCAGUGUGAAAAAUGACUAUGGUCAAGAGUCUAUCAACCCUUCCCAUUUGUUCAGGAUUCAGGUUGUUAACACAGAAGAAGUGGACUCGGUACCUAAUAUGGUAUCUAGCAAGAUUAAAGCAGAGCCUAAUGGAGUGGAUUACGUUGUGGCAGAAAAGCUCACAGAUUCAGAGUCCUUCAGUAAAUUAAAUUCAGACAGUAUGAACAAUGGCAGUGGGUUAGAAAGCUGGUCUGCAUCACAGUCUGAAGCACAGGAGGCUGAAGAAAUGCAAGAAGCAUUUGACGGACAAAGAUCAUACGGCUGUCCUGAAUGUGGGAAGUCUUUCAGUCAUGCUUGCCAGCUGAAACUGCAUAGGCGAAUUCAUACAGGAGAGAAACCGUAUUGUUGCAUAGAGUGUGGGAAAUGUUUUAAUCAUGCAGGACAUUUUAAAGUCCAUCAAAGAAUUCACACAGGAGAAAAACCAUACAGUUGUCUUCAGUGUGGAAAAUCUUUCAAACAAAUAGGACAUCUAAAUGUACAUGUUCGAAUUCACACUGGAGAGAAACCUUAUGUCUGUACUGUUUGUGGGAAAGGCUUCAUCGAAUCAGGAACCCUUAAGAUUCACUGUAGAACUCACACAGGAGAGAGACCAUAUUGUUGCUCCUUGUGUGGGAAAACCUAUAAUAGGAGGACCCACCUAAAUCACCAUUUGCGUACCCAUUCACGUCUUAAAAAUAUGCAGCAUGAUAAUCAUAAUUAAUGGAUUGUCAUGUUUGGGAUGUUUUUUUUUCCUCAUUAAAGAAACACAGAUCCCCAAAUAUGUUUAAUGAAACUAAUGUCUUUCUCACAUUUUUUAGGAGCUGUUGUAUGCUAAAUGUUUACUUGUAGUUCUAUUAAUUCGUUUUAUUUGUGUGUACUCCAUAAUGUUUAGUACAUUUUUUUUUUUUUUUCUUGAUUUGGCUCUCCAGAGUUUUCCAUUUGCAAUCAAAUGGUGCAUAAUGUGCUUGAAGUGCAGAGUUUAUUAAUUUUUGUAAUACAUUUUGGUUUCACCAUGUAUAAAUGACAGCAUUUUUUAUAUAUAAGUCCCCCUUAUUUCAGGGGACCAUAAUGUUUGGGACAAAUUGCUCUGCUGGUGUUUCUGAUUAAUGGGGUAUAUUCAAUUUCUUUACGAGAGAUACAAGAGAGCUUUUAGUGUGUAUUCUUGAUUCUAGGCUUAUGAUUACCUUUUUAGCCUGUUAUUGGCCACAUAGCAAAGCAAGAGCCUCAUUUGUGUCACGUGGUGGGAGUUUUACAGUUUGGACAAGUGCUGUCACUUCUACACGGUGAAAAAUUAACUUUAAUAAAAGCAAAAAAUCUGCACUUUAGCCACAUGUGAUUUGUUUGGUUACGAAUCUAAAAUUGUGUACAGCGCCAAAUCAAGAAAAAAAAAAGUGCAUUAUGGAGCACUCUAUUUCAUUUAACCCUGCUGAACCUUUAAAAGCAUACAUUCCUAAUCAACUGGCUAACAUGGUCUGUUUUUUUUCUCUGUUUACUAUCAGUGGUACACCAAACUAAGCAUCAUAUUUAUCAUAUUCUUUUCAUAUAUAUAUAUUUUUUUACAUAGAGAAAAAGGCAGGGAAAAAGACACUGCAUUCCAUAAAUAUCACCAUUGGUAGCAUAGCAAGAUUAAAAGUGAAAGUUAUUAAUUUGAAAAAAAAAAAAAAAAAAAAGGGAUGUCACACUCAAGGUAGCUUGCUUAACAAGAGUAAAUUAAGACAGUAAGUGUAUUUUAUAUAAAAAAUGUUCAUUCAAAAGAUUAAUUUGUAUUCAUCUCACUAGUCCCAAUAUUUCAUCCCGCUUCUGUUACAUGUAUAAUAAAAUUAUAAAUGAUAUGCA
Messenger RNA from Conger conger (European conger), 2648 nucleotides. RefSeq names its product zinc finger and SCAN domain-containing protein 21-like. Gene Ontology annotation, biological process: regulation of transcription by RNA polymerase II. Gene Ontology annotation, molecular function: DNA-binding transcription factor activity, RNA polymerase II-specific; RNA polymerase II cis-regulatory region sequence-specific DNA binding. The transcript is spliced from 2 exons. NCBI's taxonomy places the organism in Eukaryota, Metazoa, Chordata, Actinopteri, Anguilliformes, Congridae. Bases 310 to 1533 code for a protein of 407 amino acids. The record is from RefSeq and is a predicted model, not a curated record.